Molecule: messenger RNA, 475 nt
Organism: Pectinophora gossypiella (pink bollworm)
Lineage: Eukaryota; Metazoa; Arthropoda; Insecta; Lepidoptera; Gelechiidae
Gene: roh
Exons: 3
Coding region: 150-383 (77 amino acids)
Source: RefSeq, a predicted model, not a curated record
AUUUUUAUUCAUUAGAAUUAAGCAAGUGUCAUUUGGUUUUUGUGAAAUAUUCUUAGUAUCGAUAAUCGAUAUUGUGAGGUCACAUCAUUAUACAGCUGACCUUCGCUGCUGGCUGUCGUUCGAUCUGUGAAAAAGUAUAAGCCGCUAAAAUGUCGUCGGACGCCCCCUCUCGCCCCAUGAAGUAUCCUUACACAUUCUCCGCGAAGAUCGCGCAGUUCCCCUUCAAGUACUACGUGUCCAACCAGUGGAUUUGGAAAUACUGGAUGGCGGGAAUCGCCCUUAGUCUCCCCGUCUUCUACAAGAUUCACAAGCUCGCAAACUCUCCCGAGAAUGUGAGCAAAUGGGCUGAGAUCAAGAAGAAGGAAGCCGCGGCUCACCACUGAUCAGAGAAAUAGUGUUUUUGGGGUUCAAAGUAAUAAGCAACAUGUAUGAUAUGUUUAUGUUAUAAGAAUAAUAAAAUCAUGUCUUAGUUUAA